GGGGGAUCGCGUAAUGGCGGACACGGGCCGGGCGAGCGCGGCUGGGGGCGUUGCGCGUUGAGGGGGGUCCGGCUGUGUGGCAGCCCGCUAGGCGGUCGGCGGGAGCAGAUCCCGUGUUGAGAUAGGGCGGCUGGCCGGCUUUUCCUGUCUCUGAGGGGGACUGCGCGAGGCCAGGUUGUUUUUCAUCAUUCAGAACAUUGCCUGAAGCAGGUCCACCAUGCCGUUAGUAACGAGAAACAUCGAGCCAAGGCACCUGUGCCGUCAGACGUUGCCUAGCGUUAGAAGCGAGCUGGAAUGCAUGACCAACAUCACCCUGGCAAAUGUCAUCCGACAGCUGGGCAGCCUGAGUAAAUACGCAGAGGACAUUUUUGGAGAGCUCUUUACUCAGGCAAAUACCUUUGCCUCUCGAGUAAGCACCCUUGCUGAGAGGGUUGACCGACUACAAGUUAAAGUCACUCAGCUGGAUCCCAAAGAAGAAGAAGUAUCACUACAAGGAAUCAACACCCGAAAGGCUUUCAGAAGCUCUACCAUUCAAGACCAGAAGCUUUUUGACAGAAAUUCUCUCCCAGUGCCUGUCUUGGAAACAUACAAUACCUGUGAUACUCCGCCCCCUCUCAACAAUCUCACCCCUUACAGGGAUGAUGGAAAAGAGGCACUCAAAUUCUACACCGACCCUUCAUACUUCUUUGAUCUUUGGAAGGAGAAGAUGCUGCAGGACACCAAGGAUAUCAUGAAAGAGAAGAGAAAGCAUAGGAAAGAAAAGAAAGAUAAUCCAAAUCGAGGGAAUGUAAACCCACGUAAAAUCAAGACACGUAAAGAAGAAUGGGAGAAAAUGAAGAUGGGACAAGAAUUUGUGGAGUCCAAAGAAAAGCUGGGGCCUUCUGGGUAUUCACCCGCCUUAGUGUACCAGAAUGGCAGCAUUGGCUCUAUUGAAAAUGUGGAUGUAGGCAACUAUCCACCACCACCACAGUCAGACUCCGCCUCUUCACCUUCACCUUCUUUCUCUGAGGAGAACUUGCCUCCCCCACCAGCAGAAUUCAGCUAUCCAGCAGACAACCAAAGAGGAUCUGGCUUGGCUGGACCCAAAAGAUCCAGCGUGGUUAGCCCAAGCCAUCCACCCCCAGCUCCUCCUCUGGGUUCUCCACCAGGCCCCAAACCUGGGUUUGCUCCACCACCUGCCCCUCCUCCUCCACCUCCAAUGGGCAUUCCACCUCCACCACCACCCAUAGGAUUUGGGUCUCCAGGGACCCCUCCACCACCUUCACCCCCAUCUUUUCCACCUCACCCUGAUUUUGCUGCCCCUCCACCUCCUCCCCUGCCACCUGCAGUGGACUACCCCACUCUGCCACCACCUCCCUUGUCCCAACCAGUAGGCGGUGCGCCUCCCCCUCCCCCUCCCCCUCCCCCUCCAGGACCUCCACCUCUCCCUUUCAGUGGUGGGGAUGGCCAGCCUACCAUACCACCACCGCCGCUUUCUGAUGCCACCAAGCCCAAGUCCUCCUUGCCUGCUGUGAGUGAUGCCCGUAGUGACCUGCUUUCUGCCAUCCGUCAAGGCUUUCAGCUACGCAGGGUUGAAGAACAGCGGGAGCAAGAGAAACGAGAUGUUGUGGGCAAUGAUGUGGCCACCAUCCUGUCACGUCGUAUUGCUGUUGAGUACAGUGACUCGGAAGAUGACUCCUCUGAAUUUGAUGAGGACGACUGGUCGGAUUAACUCUUUCUGCCUGCCGCCCACCUCCUUUUCUUUCCUUCCUACCUUCCUUUUUUGAUGCCUAUCCCAAUAGUCCUGUGGGAGGGGGGAGAAACAAAAGAAUUUCAAGGGCCAAAGCCUUCCCUGAAGCAACCAAAGAUAUAUCCAAGUGCUUCCUCCAAAUCAACAUGUAUUUUCUCUCCCUAUUGUCAAGAGCAUGGGCUCCUGAGUUUCAUAGCUAAGAUGAGAUGUUCCCUGGUUCCUUCAAGUGACUGUCGCAUAUUGAAAGGAAGGAAACCCCGCCCCAAGCAGAUUUCUUUGAUUGGAUUUCAAUGGGAAAUGGUAUUCUUCGCUAGGAGCCAUUUUCAACUGUGGCCCUCAUUUAAAAUGAGGGUCUCAGUUGAAAAUGGCUCCUAGGGGAGAGUACCAUUUUCAAUUGAAUUCCAACCAUCUUCUGGUCCUAAAGUACUGAGAGCAGACUGUGGGGACACAGUUGUCCCCCUUUCCUGUGUCCUAAGAGGGCAGAGCAGUCUGAGUACCCCGAAGCCAGACCACCUCUUGCCUACUCCUGCUGUCUUCCCUAAUCAGCAGGGUGGGGCUGCCUUUUAUUCAGUGAUCUUUUGACCUGGGAUGUUUUUUAUUCCAGGAGGUAACAGACCACUACAGAGUGUCUCAUCCACUUUUCCCAGAAACAAGGUCUCUGAAGGCUGAGGCUGUUGUCUCCCUCCUAGACUCCCUCUUAUCAAGUAUGAUGGUAAAGUGUCCUUCAAAUACCCCUUCCUUGCCCUUAGGUGCCUUUAGGCUCUAUAGCUCAGUUUUAACCUCUAAUAUCUAUGACCAAACUAGCCCUGACACACAGGGACAUGGGUGGGCUUCUGCUGACUGUCAGGAGCAAAGCUUAGAGACUUGGAACUACAGAACUAGAAGGAUGGUAGGAUUCCUUGGGUCUGCCCUCUUAAAGAUGAUGAGGCCUAGACAAGGGAAGUGACUUGCUCAAGGUCACACAGUUGGAUAGUAAUGGAGCAAGAGCCCAGACAUCCUGAUUCCAAGUCACCUGUGCUUUCUGGGACCAAAUAAUGGGCACCUGCUGGAGUCUGGGCAGAGCAGUCUUGGCUCUGUGCUGCUCCAGACCUCCCCAUAGGCAGGGGUCCCAGUCGGAGGCUCAGUGCCUGUGCCAGCCCUGUCAGUGUUGCUCAGACCUUAUAGCCUCUCUUGUAACCCUUUGUUGCCCCUUCCUAUCAUCAGCCAACAACAUGGCCUAGGAGCUGUGCUUCUGGGAAACCAGAGAGAAAAAGAAGAGGGCAGGCAGCUUUGACAGGUGCUGUUUUCAGUUUUACUGCAACUCCUCCCCUUUUAUUUCCCCAAUUUAAGCAUAGGUUCUACCAGCUGUAGAAACUUGAGUCCCUCAGGCUGGCAGCCGCCCCAGGUACCUGCCUUGGUGUGUGUGGGGGGGUGCCUAGCAGCCGUGAAGAGGGCUGAAGGGUGGAGGGACUCAGGGUCCUCCCUUACUGCACAUGGUAAUGUUCAUUCCCCCACCCCCAGCCACUUCCCAGAGCUUAUACACAGGUGCUAUUAUUUAGGAAAAAACUGGUCAGCUCUGGCCAACAGCAAGGUUUUUCUCUUCUGCCCCAACUAUUGUGUGGCCUCUCAUGCUGAAAUCGGCUUCUCCAGCUUUCAGAGCCUGAAACAAAGAGAAAAAGGAUCUGUCUCUACCCAGCACAGCAAAUGGUUGUAGUAAUUGCCAAAGCCCUCAUAAACCCCUCCGGCUUGAGGAGAGUAUAAUCGUGGGCACUGCUGCCUGCCCUUGCUGAAUACCUCCCUCUGCCUCCUUUCUUGAACUUAGGAUGUGGGGAGAGCCUGCAAGUGCCAGAAUAUGCUUCUGCUGCAGCUACUCCAGAGUGUGCCCUCCUCCUAUUCCCCAGAUAAGGUAUCUUCUGCACAGGGCUUGGCACCCAACUCCAUGCUCAGCACACCAGGCUGGGCCUGCCCAGCCAUGUCCCCUACUUGCACUUUGGAAGCCGAAGGUCCUUUUAUCAGAACCCUGAAAUGCUGUUGAAGGUGCCCCCGCUGCAGCCCAGCAGCGGCUGGAGAAGCAGGUGGAGGGAAGUGUUUCUCCCAAAUAGGAGUCCUGGGGCCUGGCCAGGCCAGGGUUUGGGCCUAAUGGCUGUGAGUAAAUUACCCCCAUCCUCCUCCUUUCCGGAAGAGGGGGAGCCAGAGCCACUCACUAUCAUUCUGCUCUGACCUUGAAGGGGGUGGUGUUGGCCUGGCUUCUGGAAUGGACAGAGUCCACCGCAGAAAGGGCUGGGGGCAGGAGGAGGUGGGGAGGGGCCCUGCCUGCGGAAGGUAGGAUUAGAUCAUUAGCUCAGUGACCUCCUAGGGUUUCGAUGUGCUGUGUUCUCAUCCUACAGCUGGUUUGGUAAUGAUCUGCAAGUCCCGGAGAGCAACAGCACAGCUCUGCCUGACGCUCUCAUUAAAAUCUAUGCAGCCAAGCUCGGCGCUUUGUAGCAGCCGGCCUUGCGAAGCCUCCUCAGCUCGGGGGGCUGGGGACCCAGUCAGCUGAGAGGCCCUCUGGGCUCUACUUAUGCAUAUGUGCACCAAAAAAAAAAAAAAGUGCUUCUUGAAACCCAAAGCCCUUUAAAGUGAUAAAGGAUCCAAUGCAGGUAGAUAUGUCUUUGGAAUUCUAUAAUUGUAGGAUACAAAGUUUAGUGAUUAUUUAAACCAAACAGCUGAGGCUGGUAAGAGUAUGAACAAUGGCCUGUGAGGGCUCUUAAGUACCAAAGCCAAGGAGCCACCUUCCUUCCUGGUCUGCCCAGCCCAGCCCAGGGGACCUGCCCCCAUUCCUGUGGCCCAGGGGCCCAGCUUCCAAUCGGCAGUGUCAGAAGUGACUUGUGGCUUUGCCUUGGUCGUGAGAUGAUUUCAUUCCAAAGGAGCAGGGUGUGGGGGGGGGGGGCUGUGUUUGAUCCCUUGGAGGCUCAGAGCAGCUGGCCCAAGCUCCAGCUUGCCUCCAAUGGAAGCUUGAGCGCCCUCAGAAACGACCCUGACCAAUGUCACCACAGAGCCGAGGCGGUGUUGUCAGGGCUAAUGUGAAAUCUCUUCCCGUGGCGCCGAUCCUCCGACUCUGCAGCGCCAGCUUGGACAGAUUGAGGUCUCUGAGGCUUUGGUGACCCUGCUUAUGCAUUCCCACCGUGUCCCUGCUCUGCUCUAGGACUGCCUCCCUCUGCAACCCCUCACCUGACCUCAGGGCCUGGGGAGGGAGGCAGUGCACCACGCCCAGGCGCUUCUGCUCAGGAGAGAUGUCAGCCUUCCUGGGGGGCAGCAAGCUUUGAGCUCUGCCAGGGGGCAGCUGGCCAGGGUCCAGCUGAUCUGGGACCAGGUGUCCCACUGAAAAGUGCCUUGCUGUGCCUCCUGCCACAUUCACUUUCACAGUGCCUCAGUGAGGGCAAGGAACAGUUCUGUUACUGUAUUAACUUCAUUCAGUUAAUUCACUUGAGAAACUAACCAAUUUUUACUUUCUGUCUAGAAUGAUGUACAUGUAGGAGAGUAAGCUGUAAUGCUCCCAAAGUGCCUUGUUUUCUCUGAUAUAAAUAUAUUUAUAAGGACAUAUUCCAAUGGGUUCUUGGGUAUGUUUGCCACAUGGAGAUUUUAGGGCAUGAGCAAGUAUAGUGGGGAUGCCUUCUGCAAACAGGCCCUUUCCCCUGAGAAUGGGGAAGGGGCUCUUCAGUUGGAAAUCCAAGCAGUGGGGUUAAGUCAAACCCCCACAGUUACCCUUUCCUCCUCUGCCCUGUUUUUCUAAGACCCUGGAAGGAUAUCCAAUUGUUUGAAUCCCUGCAGCUCCAAGCCUGGUCUCAUUUGCUUUCCUGCCAGGCUCAUGUGUAUAUAUAUACCUGUAUCCCAGUGAUUUGAAGAUUCCAUGUAACUAUUAUGUAUACACAUGAAUACUUAAAUACCAAUAUUUUCAAUAA
Molecule: messenger RNA, 5649 nt
Organism: Marmota flaviventris (yellow-bellied marmot)
Lineage: Eukaryota; Metazoa; Chordata; Mammalia; Rodentia; Sciuridae
Gene: Wasf2
Product: WASP family member 2
Biological process (GO): actin cytoskeleton organization; positive regulation of Arp2/3 complex-mediated actin nucleation
Cellular component (GO): SCAR complex; cytoskeleton
Molecular function (GO): Arp2/3 complex binding; actin binding; protein kinase A regulatory subunit binding
Source: RefSeq, a predicted model, not a curated record